Colletes gigas is the source of this 1530-nucleotide messenger RNA. RefSeq names its product transmembrane protein 45B-like. Lineage: Eukaryota; Metazoa; Arthropoda; Insecta; Hymenoptera; Colletidae. The record is from RefSeq and is a predicted model, not a curated record. Bases 278 to 1048 code for a protein of 256 amino acids. The transcript has 2 exons.
AAGGUAAUGUUAUCAGAUCAGCUGAAUCUGGCAUCUCUGUUUAAAUGGUAGGCCGUUGCGCAAAAGCUCAUGCGCAGGCCUGUGUAUUAGUGUGUGUAAGUGGAGACGCAGUUUCCUCCAGACGCUAGUCUGCCAUCUGGUAACACUGGAGCAGGUCUUUGUGCAUCAUUGGAACGUUAGAAGCAGAAACUGUAACAAUUAAAAAGCUCCAGGGGGUAGGGCUUGCCGAGUGCAUAAUCAUUGUAAUAUACAGUUCACUGCCAAAGAACAACUACUAAUGUACUCCAUGGACAACCAUGUGCCAUGCAUUCUUACUGGCUUUAUCUUUUACAGUUUUGGCUUGAAAUGGUGCUAUGAUUAUGCUAAGUAUUGGGUAUCCUUGAGACCCAGAGAUGAUUCAAAUGCAACAAAAGGUUUAAUGUUUAUAGAGAAAUGUGAGAAAUUGUUGAAUAGACACCCGAUAGAGGGGAGCUUGAAAUUGAUAGCAACUGCAGUAGGUUUAGCUAGUACAAUAACCGGUGGUCUGCAACAAGCUGGCACAGUGUCUCCGAAAGUUGUUUUAGCUACGAUUUAUCUCUUUUUUGCAUUCUCUGGCCUUGUAGAUGUUUUGAAUUUUUAUUUUCCGCACAAUGUAAGCGAGGGAUUAGUUAAGCUGGCGCUUGGCCAAAGUUUUUUCAUAGAAGGAUUCCUUUUCUUAUGGGGAAGUGUAGGGAGCAAUGCGAUAGUCAAUUUAAUUUUAGCAUUCAUAGUAUGGACAACAUCUCUAGCCAUUAUUUUGGAACUUGUUUGGCCUGAAUUAAAACUUUUAAGAGCCUGUACAACAUUACUCCAUGGUGGUUGGAUAGCACAUAUGGUACGUGUGUAUCAUGCGGUACCACUUUUGCCAGAAGGUGUUGCUCUUGUAUUUUCUUGGCAUGUUGCUGCUGCAUCAGCCGUAACAUUGUGCGUAGUAGCCGUAACAAGAAGCUGUGCUCCUAGACUUAUAAUAGAUGGACCACCAGAAAUACCAAUUUAUGACUAUUAUCAAGCACCAGACCAUAGAAUGUAAACGUUUUGAAAGAAAUUGGUAAACAAUUUAAUUUCGCGCACGUAUAAAAUUUAUGCAUUAUGCAUAAAAAAUAAUAUUUUUAGAGUAGUAUACUAUAGAUAUUGUAGUGCCAGAUAAUGAGAAAGCAAAAACCAAAUUCAAGUUUUACAUGAUGUCAGUAUUUUUUUACUUAAUAUUUAUAACAAUGCUUCGUUUUGUAACACAACGAAUAACUCUAUUUUAUACGGCUCUAAUUAUACAGUCAUGAUAGUGUAAGCAAUUUUGUACUACCCUGGUAUUGUAGGUAAAAUACUCAUUAGGACUUAAGAGGUGCCUUAUGAUAUUAUUGCUCACUUAUUUAUUAAUAGAAGAAUGUAAUACUUCAUCUUUUGUAAUAAGUAUUUCUACUUCACCGCAAACCCAUGUGCCAAGAGAAUUCAUGUAAUUAUACAAUGUAUAUAAAUCAUUUUAUUAAACAUAUUUGUAAUUCAUUCAAGUUUUUA